Lasiosphaeria miniovina is the source of this 1845-nucleotide messenger RNA. RefSeq names its product major facilitator superfamily domain-containing protein. Gene Ontology annotation, biological process: transmembrane transport. Gene Ontology annotation, cellular component: plasma membrane. The transcript has a single exon. Gene Ontology annotation, molecular function: transmembrane transporter activity. The record is from RefSeq and is a predicted model, not a curated record. Bases 1 to 1845 code for a protein of 614 amino acids. Lineage: Eukaryota; Fungi; Ascomycota; Sordariomycetes; Sordariales; Lasiosphaeriaceae.
AUGAGCUCGGACAGCACGAUCCAGGCCGCAGAUGCAGCCUUGGAGCCGGCCGCGCUGAAGCAGGAGCCGCAGGCCGAGGCCGAGGGCAAGCCCGCACCGGCGCCGCUGCCCGAGGAGACGCGCACCAAGCUCGAGACGGCCCUGGUCGUCGGCGCGCUGGCGAGCGCCCUCUUCCUCGCCGCCCUCGACGUCACCAUCGUGACUGUCGCCAUACCCACCAUCUCCCAGGAGUUCAACAGCACGAGCGGAUACACGUGGAUCGGCUCGGCUUACACAUUGACCAGCGCCGCCGCCGCGCCCAUCUGGGGCAAGAUCUCAGACAUUUGGGGCCGCAAACCAAUCAUAAUCCUCGCCGUCGCCGUCUUCUGGAUCGGCUCGCUCAUCUCCGCCAUAAGCAAGAACAUUGGCGUGCUGAUUGGCGGGCGCGCCCUCCAAGGCAUUGGCGGCGGCGGCAUCACCAUCCUGGUCAACAUCUGCAUCAGCGACCUGUUCUCGAUGCGGCUGCGCGGCGUCUUUUUUGGCGUCAUGGGCAUGGUCUGGGCCGUUGCCGGCGCGAUUGGCCCCGUGCUCGGCGGCGUCUUCACGUCCCAGGUGACGUGGCGAUGGUGUUUCUACAUCAACCUGCCCAUCUCCGGCGCCGGCAUGGCCAUCCUUGUCUUCGUGCUCAAGCUGCACAACCCGCGGACGCCGAUGCGCCAGGGUCUUGCCGCGGUCGACUGGCUGGGAUCCCUUGCCAUCAUCGGCGGGACGCUGAUGGUCCUGCUCGGCCUCGAGUUCGGCGGAGUGACGAACCCCUGGGACUCGGUCACUGUCAUAGCUUUGAUCGUUUUUGGAGCCGUCACCAUCGCCCUCUUUAUCGUCAUCGAGAUGAAGGUGGCCAAGUUUCCUGUCAUUCCGAUGCGCCUCUUCCGGUCGCGCGGCAGCAUCGUCUCGCUCCUCGUCUGCGCCGUUCACGGCUACGUCUUCGUCUCUGGUAGUUAUUACCUCCCGCUCUACUUCCAGGCCGUCAUCGGGCUGUCGCCGUUGCUGUCGGGCGUAUACGCGCUCCCCUUCGCGCUCGCGCUAUCCCUGUGCUCGGCAGGGACUGGCAUCUUCAUCAAGAAGACGGGCAAGUAUCUACCGUGCAUCAUCUUUGGCAUGGCGACCAUGACGCUCGGGUUUGGCCUCUUGGUCGACCUUGAGCCCCGGACCAACCUGGUCAAGAUCAUCCUGUACCAGAUCGUUGCUGGCGUUGGCGUUGGACCCAAUUUCCAGGCCCCACUCAUCUCGCUGCAGAGCACCGUCGGGCCGCGCGACAUGGCUUCGGCGACGGGCACGUUUGGGUUUGUGCGGCAGCUGGCCAUUUCCGUGUCGAUUGUCGUUGGCGGCGUCGUCUUUCAGAACAGCAUGCAGAAGCAGUACCCGGAGCUGCUCGCCGAGCUCGGACCCGGCCCGGCCGAUCUGCUUUCCGGCCGCAACGCCGCGUCGAGCGUGGGCCUGGUUAACGAGUUGCCCGAGCACCAGCGCGACAUUGCGCGCGGCGCCUACUUUGAGAGCUUGCGCACCAUGUACAUCAUGUAUGUCGCCUUUGCGGGCCUCGGGCUGCUGGUCUCUCUGUUUGUCGGGUCUCGCAAGUUGAGCAAGGUGCACGAGGAGCACAAGACGGGGCUGGCCGCCAUGAUGGAAGCCAACGAGGCGGAUGCCGCGGCGAGGGGGGGCGCCACAACUGACGAGGAGAAGGGAGAGCCUGCGGGUACUGUCGGCGUUGGGAGCGGGAGCGGGAGCGGGAGCGGUAGCGGUAGCGAUCAGGCCCAGGGGCCCAAAAAAUCUCGGUUUUGGAAAAAGCCUGCAUUCAUGUUUGAGUAG